Molecule: messenger RNA, 438 nt
Organism: Scutellospora calospora
Lineage: Eukaryota; Fungi; Glomeromycota; Glomeromycetes; Diversisporales; Gigasporaceae
Source: the annotation of a GenBank genome assembly
AUGCCUGAUAUCUAUGCAGUUCAACAACAACCUAAACCACAACGCUUAUCAGAUAAAGAGAUGCGGCAAUUAUUAACCAAUUUAAAAAAAGAAGCUGACAAGUCUCCGGAAGAAAAAGGCAGUUUUGGUUUAGAAGUAAUUUGUAGCGGUAAGGAUAUGGAGAGUAAUAAUUAUAAUUGGUAUGGACGAACCAGAUUGGGUAAAGAGGAGAUUGGCGGAUUAAAAAGUGAUAUCCCUAAUUUUAAUAAAUUGUUUGGUUUUCGUAAACUGGUUAACACUAUCGCUCAUGAGUUGGCUCAUUGUCUUAUGGCUAAUUAUAAAUUGCAAUUUGGUUAUAAGCAUGAUAAAAGCCAUGGUGGAUUAACCCAAGACAUUGAGGCUUUUUUAUGGACUUUACCAGAAAUUAAAGAAUUAGAGAGAUUACAAGGUUUUCAGUGA